AUGGGAAAAGAUUAUUAUAAAUUAUUAGGUGUUACUCGAAGUUCAUCAGAAGAUGAAAUAAAGCGAGCUUACAAGAAACUUGCUUUAAAAUGGCAUCCAGAUAAACACAAGGACCCCAAAACAAAGAAGCAGGCAGAAGAAAUGUUCAAAGACAUUUCUGAAGCUUACGAUGUUUUGAGUGAUUCUGAAAAAAAGAAGAUAUACGACAUUUACGGAGAAGAAGGACUUAAAGGAGGAAUUUCCGGAGGCGCCGAAGGCAUGUCCGGCGGUCGUGUUGGUAACGUGCGUUACACAACAUACACUGGAGUUAAUCCAGAAGAGCUCUUCUCGAAAAUCUUUGGUAAAGGAGGCCACGACAUCUUUGACAACAUGGGCGAUUUCACCUACACAACUUUCGGUGGAGGUGAAGGCAUGGGUGGUGGCUCACGCGUCAGUUUUUUCGAUGACGGCCCAUCCGUGGGAUUCGGAGGUUUCCCCGGGGUUUCUUCGAAACGAUCUUCUCCCACAACCGCCCCCGUACAAGUGAAAGACUACGAAAAAGAUUUAAAGGUUACUCUUGAAGACAUUUUCACAGGAGUGACUAAAAAACUUAAGGUUGGCCGUUGGAGGUUUGAUGGCAGCCGUAAAUAUUCACAUGAAAAAAUUUUGGAAAUUAAAAUCCGCCCUGGAUGGAAGGAAGGAACGAAAAUUUCGUUCAAAGGAGAAGGAGAUCAAGAAUCGCCUGACCAGCCUCCUGGCAAUUUAGUGUUCAUUUUGCGUGUUGCGGAUCAUAAAUAUUUCAGUAGAGAAGACAAUAAUUUGGUGUACACUCAUCCAAUCAAACUCAUUGAGUGUUUUACUGGCGUGUCUUUCAACACACCAACUAUUGAAGGCCGAACGAUAAACAUAAACGCCCAGCCGGUUAUCACUCCCAAGUCUUUCCGGAUUAUUUCCCACAAGGGUAUACCUGAUCAAAAAACUGGGGUUCGCGGGGAUCUGAUCAUUCGAUUCGAAAUCGAAUUCCCAACCUCGUUCAGCGAGUACCAACGCAAACAAAUGAUUAGUAUUUUAUCUAGUUAA
This is a messenger RNA of Dermatophagoides pteronyssinus (European house dust mite), 1059 nucleotides long. Its product is annotated as dnaJ homolog subfamily B member 1-like. The record is from RefSeq and is a predicted model, not a curated record. Lineage: Eukaryota; Metazoa; Arthropoda; Arachnida; Sarcoptiformes; Pyroglyphidae.